AUGAAACUGAUUCAAGAACAGCUUAAAAUAGCUCAAAGCCGACAAAAGUCAUACACAGAUAUUAGACGCCGCGAUCUUGAGUUUAGAGAAGGUGAUUAUGUAUUUUUAAAGGUGUCUCCAAUGAAGGGCAUUAUGAGGUUUGGUAGAAAAGGGAAGCUUAGCCCGAGAUAUAUAGGGCCUUAUUCAAUUCUUGAAAGGAUUGGGCUUGUGGCGUAUCGUCUAGGUUUACCUCCAGAGUUAUCUUCACUACAUCCAGUGUUUCAUGUGUCCAUGAAAAAAUAUUUUCACUAUCCGAGUCAUGUAAUUGAUAGGCAUGACAGAGAGUUUAAUGAUACUCUGUCAUAUGAGGAGGUCCCUGUAGAUGUAAUAGACAUGCAAGUUCGUAGACUUCGAACUAAAGAUGUUGCUUCGGUGAAAGUAAUGUGGAGCAACCAUUCAGUUGAGAAAGCUACAUGGGAGCAAGAGGAAGCCAUGAAGGAAAAGUAUCCCUAUUUGUUCGAGUUUUGGAGGUGCAGCGCCGCAGAAGCGUCCAUGGAGCCGCAGAAGCGUCCAUGGAGCCGCAGAAGCGGUUUUGGCCAUGUCCAGCCGAUACCGCAUAGACGCGCAGAAGUGGAGGAGGAGCGCAGAUGCGGGCUCGCAUAA
Messenger RNA from Nicotiana tabacum (common tobacco), 642 nucleotides. NCBI's taxonomy places the organism in Eukaryota, Viridiplantae, Streptophyta, Magnoliopsida, Solanales, Solanaceae. The record is from RefSeq and is a predicted model, not a curated record.